Messenger RNA from Peromyscus leucopus (white-footed mouse), 1377 nucleotides. It is a transcript of the gene Abhd1, whose product is annotated as abhydrolase domain containing 1. Gene Ontology annotation, molecular function: monoacylglycerol lipase activity; acetylesterase activity. The transcript has 9 exons. Gene Ontology annotation, biological process: medium-chain fatty acid catabolic process; medium-chain fatty acid biosynthetic process. Bases 74 to 1312 code for a protein of 412 amino acids. The record is from RefSeq and is a predicted model, not a curated record. NCBI's taxonomy places the organism in Eukaryota, Metazoa, Chordata, Mammalia, Rodentia, Cricetidae.
GAGGCGGGGCCACGACAAACCGCAAGCGGAAGAGUCAAAGUUCAGGGGCUCGAGCCAGCCGGGAGCUCGGGAAAUGGAAUACCCCCACAUAACCAGGAUGCUGAGUUCCUCCCUGAGCCCGCAGCACGGCGCCUGGUCAGACACCUUCUCUCUGCUCCUGGCUCUUGGCGUUGCUCUCUACUUGGGCUACUACUGGGCAUGUGUGCCCCAGAAGCCUCGUCUGGUGGCUGGGUCCCAGUUUCUGGCCUUCCUGGAGCAACACUGUCCAGUCACUGCGGAGACUUUCUACCCCACACUGUGGUGUUUUGAGGGACGGCUACAAACUAUCUUUCGAGUCCUCCUGCAGUCUCAUCCUGAUGUCCAUUACCAGAGCGAAGUCCUCCAGACCCCAGAUGGAGGCCAAUUCCUUCUCGACUGGGCUGAGCAGCCUAAGACCAGUCCCGCCCGGGACCCCACGACCCAGCCUAUAGUACUGCUGCUUCCAGGCAUCAGCGGCAGUAGCCAGGAGUCAUACAUCUUACACCUAGUUGACCAAGCUUUGAAAGACGGUUAUCGGGCUGUUGUGUUUAAUAACCGUGGCUGCCGAGGGGAAGAACUGCUGACUCACAGGGCGUACUGUGCCAGCAACACUGAAGAUCUAGAAACGGUCGUGAAGCACAUAAAGCGCCGCUACUCCCAAGCCCCACUGCUGGCUGUGGGCAUCUCGUUUGGAGGGAUACUGGUGCUGAACUACCUGGCACGGACUGGGAAGGCGGGAGGGUUGGCGGCUGGGCUGACCAUGUCUGCGUGCUGGGAUUCCUUUGAGACCGUUGACUCUUUGGAGACACCGCUCAACUCACUGCUCUUCAACCAGCCCCUCACUGCCGGCCUCUGUCGCCUCGUGGCCAGGAACAGAAAGACGAUUGAAAAGGUGUUGGAUGUAGACUUUGCGAUAAAGGCUCGCACAAUCCGCCAGCUGGAUGAGCGCUACACAGCUGUGGCUUUUGGGUAUAAAGACAGCGCGGCCUAUUACCAAGCCUCAAGCCCAAGAACCAAGGUAGACGCCAUCCACACCCCCGUCCUUUGCCUCAAUGCAGCAGACGACCCCUUCUCCCCAGCACAUGCCCUCCCUCUGCAGGCCGCUCAGAAAUCUCCUUGUGUUGCUCUGCUCAUCACAGCCCGGGGCGGCCACAUUGGCUUCCUGGAAGGGCUGCUACCCCGACGACACUGCUACAUGAACCGUGUUCUACACCAGUAUGCCCGAGCCGUCUUCCAGCACUUGGUGGAGCUGCCUGGCCAGGGGGGGCUCGCUCCUGAAGAGGGAAAGAGCUGACAAGAGAGCUGUGUGGGGGUCUCGGUUCAAUCUUUGUUUAUUAAAUAUCGACUCUUCCUGCCUAA